Molecule: messenger RNA, 1431 nt
Organism: Zychaea mexicana
Lineage: Eukaryota; Fungi; Mucoromycota; Mucoromycetes; Mucorales; Lichtheimiaceae
Product: major facilitator superfamily domain-containing protein
Exons: 6
Coding region: 1-1368 (455 amino acids)
Biological process (GO): transmembrane transport
Cellular component (GO): membrane
Molecular function (GO): transmembrane transporter activity
Source: RefSeq, a predicted model, not a curated record
AUGGAGGGAGUUCAACAGCGGCAACAAGCAGAGAAUGCAGAAGCUCCGUCUCAAACAAGUAGUCAGAAUAAUGCACCUAUUGAGCUGACACCUCAUGAACUUGAAGUUCAAAAGAAACUGGUUCGUAAACUCGACUUGCGAUUCAUGAUUUGGGCCUUCUUCGCUUACUGGGCCAAUGGUCUCGAUCGAAACAACAUGCGUAAUCUCCAAAUUCCUUCGAACAUGAUCAUCACCAAAGUACGACCUAGUCUCAUGUUGCCUGCUGCUGUGACUACUUGGGGUGGUGUUGUAUGCUUUAUGGCACUUGUGCGGACACACAGUGCUCUUUACGGCUUGCGUAUCUUGCUCGGUUUUGCUGAAGCUCCUUUCUACCCUGGUAUGGUCUUUCUACUUGGUAACUGGUACACCCGUCAAGAACUUGGUACCCGUACUGCCUUCUUCGUUGCGGGCUCACAGUUUUCUGGUGCUUUCAGUGGCUUGAUUUCGGGCGCCAUCGCUGAUACCCUUGACGGUGCUCAUGGUAUGCGUGGCUGGAAAUGGCUUUUCAUUAUCGAAGGACUUAUCGGUGUUGCUAUUGGCGUCGUCGGCUUCUUUUUAAUUCCUGAUUAUCCUCACAACACUCGUUGGAUCGUGGGUGAGGAGCGUGAGCUUGCCGUCAAGCGCCUGGAGCUCCAGGGCAAAAAGGUCAUUGCUACUGGUCUCAACCUUACUACUUUACGCAACGUGUGCACCACACCAUAUAUCUACCUCUUUAUUAUAAUUUUCACUUGCAUGCAACUUGGUAUGGGUAUCCUUCAAAAUUUCGCCAUUAUUCUCCGUGAGUCCGGGUACGAGGCUUCCUUCUCCAAUUACAUGACAGUACCCUAUUGGUGUUUGGCUGCCGUUGUGAUUGUUGCUCAAGGCUGGCUUUCCGAUCACUAUGGCAAGCGCCACUGGCAUAUCCAAGCCGGUGCUCUCUGGACUCUGGUCUUUUAUGUCCUCCUUGUUGCCGUCAACCAUGGAAAUGUUCCCAUCCCACUCUUGUAUGUCUGUACUUACAUGGUUGUCCCUGUGCUCGGUAUUUCGCCCAUUAUGAUGACUUGGAACAACGAAAUCCAUCAAUGCGAUCCCGAGACUCGUGCCUUGGCCAUUGCCAUAGUGAACGCUAUUGGAAACCUCGCCCCUAACUUUAUCAAUGUCAAAUCUAUAGUUACCCAAGCUCCGGCCUUCCGUACUGGUAAAAUUGUUUCAACCUCUACGACAGCUUUAAUGAUGGUGGUAUGCCUCCUAGUCUACUAUUUGGAAGAAAAAAAGAUCGCAUUGCCUAAAGCUAAGGAUACCAUCAAAGCUGAAAGCGUUAAUGAGAAGAAAGAAGUCGAAGAAGUCUGAAUAGUACUAAAACUAAGCUUACUCUCCAUAAAUACGUAUAUAUUAUUACAUGUCUCAUUGUGU